AUGCCACAUCGAGAUAUUGAUAAACCUAUAUUAUUUGAAAUUGCAUGGGAGGUCGCAAACAAAGUUGGCGGUAUUUACACAGUUUUAAAGACAAAAGUACCAGUUACAGUUCACGAAUUUGGCGAUAGGUACACAUUGAUUGGUCCAUUGGUACACAAAUAUGCUGCUACCGAAAUAGAAUCAGAACCAGUAACUAAUCCUUAUUUCAAAGAAAUCCUUGAUGAAAUGACAAGACAAAACGUUAAAUGGGUGUAUGGUCGUUGGUUGACUGAAGGCGCUCCUCAAGUAUUACUUUUGGAUAUAAAUUCUGUUAGGGAUAGGCUUGAUUCAUGGAAAACUGAUUUAUGGAAUUUUACCGGAAUCCCUUCUCCGCCAAAUGAUCCAGAAACCAACGAUGCAAUUCUAUUUGGUUACCUGAUUGGUUGGUUUCUAGGCGAUGUAACUAUCAUCGCACACUUUCAUGAAUGGUUAGCGGGAGUUGCCGUAGCCUUAUUUCGUAAACGAAAAACCGAUUUAACAACAAUUUUUACCACACAUGCAACCUUAUUAGGCCGUUAUCUGUGUGCUGGUUCCGUUGAUUUCUAUAAUAAUAUUCAAAAUUUUCGCGUGGAUGAAGAGGCAGGAAAACGUGGAAUCUAUCAUCGUUAUUGUAUUGAACGUGCCGCAUCUCAUUGUGCCGAUGUUUUCACCACUGUUAGUCAGAUUACUGCUUACGAAGCCGAACAUUUAUUAAAAAGAAGACCAGAUGGAGUUCUUCCAAAUGGUUUAAAUGUAGUAAAAUUUUCUGCUAUGCACGAAUUUCAAAAUUUACAUGCAAUGAAUAAAGAAAAAAUACAUGAUUUUGUUAGAGGACAUUUUCAUGGCCAUUAUGAUUUUGAUUUAGAUAACACACUUUACUUUUUCACUGCUGGUCGUUAUGAAUAUAGAAAUAAAGGUGUAGAUAUGUUUAUUGAAUCAUUAGCUCGUCUUAAUGCUCGUUUAAAAUCAUGUAACUCGCCAAUGACUGUUGUAGCAUUUAUAAUCAUGCCUGCUGCAACUCAUUCAAUUGCAGUUGAAUCUUUGAAGGGUCAAGCUGUUACAAAACAGUUAAAAGAGACUGUGAAAGAUAUCACUGAAAAAAUUGGCCAAAGAAUAUUUGAAAAGGCUGCUAGAUAUGCAGGACGUAGUACACUUCCACCAAUAGUGACACAUAAUAUGACAGACGAUGCUAAUGACCCAAUUUUGAAUCAACUCCGACAAGUUCAACUAUUUAACAAUUCAUCAGAUCGUGUCAAAGUGGUAUUCCACCCAGAAUUUGUAAAUUCAAACAGUCCGUUAAUUGGGCUUGACUAUGAAGAUUUUGUACGUGGUUGUCAUAUGGGUGUAUUUCCAAGUUAUUAUGAACCGUGGGGUUACACUCCAGCAGAAUGUACAGUAAUGGGAGUGCCCUCCAUUACAACAAAUUUAUCAGGAUUUGGUUGCUUCAUGGAUGAGACGCUUGAGAAUUCGAUAGAUUAUGGUAUUUAUAUUGUAGAUCGUCGGAUGAAAUCUGUCGAGGAAUCGGUACAACAAUUGGCAGACUACAUGCUACAAUUUUGUCAGAAAACAAGGCGUCAACGUAUCAAUCAACGCAAUCGGACAGAAAGAUUGUCAGAUGUAUUGGAUUGGGAUUUGAUGGGUAUGGAGUAUGUGAAAGCCAGAAAAUUGGCAUUGUAUCGUGCUUAUCCUGAAUCAUUCAAUGAAAAGGACUCAAUAAUAAUAGGUGAUGGUGAUUCAGAUCAAAACAAAUACAAAAUUCCAAGACCAUUAUCAGCACCGGUUUACUCAAAUAAUGUCGAUGACGUUACAGAUGGAAUACAAACUUUAGGAUUUAAAAUGUUGGGAUCAACCAAUGAUAGUUAUGACGACAUUGAUGAGAUUCAUCCAAUUCCAUUAAUAAUAAGACGUGGUAGUACUAGUAGUGAUAUUUCGCUCAUUGGAAAAUUUUAA
Molecule: messenger RNA, 1968 nt
Organism: Entrophospora candida
Lineage: Eukaryota; Fungi; Glomeromycota; Glomeromycetes; Entrophosporales; Entrophosporaceae
Source: the annotation of a GenBank genome assembly